UCGGAGGUGAAUGCACUGAGGUAACCCUGAUCACACCACUUCUCUGAUGUUGCUGUCAAAUCGGGGGGCGGAGGGGAUUUAAUUAGAGGCCGGGCCAGGCGUAUGAACCUGAAUGAAGACGUUGGCGAGCAUCUUUUUAUUAAGGAUCCACUUUCAUUCAUAAACCAGUUAGCGCUGAGGGAUUCUGCUGGUCUCUAAUCAUCAGAAAAAAUGGAGGAAACUUCACCGAAUCCAAAGUUGCUUGACUUGAAUCAACACUCUCGUUUCAUUAUUGGUUCAGUGUCAGAGGACAACUCAGAAGAUGAAUUUAGUUCAUUGGUUAAAGUGGACCUUCUGGAGGAUAAAGAGAGAUCUUCAUCUCCAGCAUCUGUGUCUUCAGAUACUCUUUCUGACAUGGGACUAGCAAACUACCAAGAGAACUCUGCUCUACAAAUGAGGCCUAGCAUGUCCGGUUUACACUUGGUCAAGCAAGGUCGAGAUCGAAAGAAAAUCGACUUGCAGAGGGAUUUCACGGUUGCUUCUCCAGCAGAAUUUGUCACUCGGUUUGGAGGAAAUAAAGUCAUUGAAAAGGUACUCAUUGCUAAUAACGGCAUUGCAGCAGUUAAGUGUAUGCGGUCAAUCAGACGGUGGUCGUAUGAAAUGUUCAGGAAUGAGAGAGCGAUCCGUUUUGUUGUUAUGGUAACGCCUGAGGACUUGAAAGCCAACGCAGAGUACAUCAAGAUGGCAGAUCAUUAUGUACCCGUACCUGGAGGGACCAACAAUAACAAUUACGCCAAUGUGGAACUCAUCCUUGACAUUGCAAAAAGAAUCCCAGUACAGGCUGUGUGGGCCGGUUGGGGACAUGCAUCGGAGAACCCUAAGCUCCCCGAACUUCUUCACAAAAACGGCAUUGCGUUCAUGGGGCCACCCAGUCAAGCAAUGUGGGCCUUAGGUGAUAAAAUUGCGUCAUCCAUUGUAGCCCAGACAGCUGGGAUUCCAACCCUUCCAUGGAGUGGCAGUGGACUCAAAGUGGAAUGGCAUGAAAAUGAAAUAAAGAAAGGCAUUCUAAAUGUGCCUCAAGAACUUUAUAAGAAGGGCUAUGUGAAAGAUGUUGACGAUGGUCUGAAGGCAGCAGAAGUUGUUGGGUACCCAGUAAUGAUUAAAGCAUCUGAGGGGGGCGGAGGGAAAGGAAUUCGGAAAGUCAACAACGCCGAAGAUUUCCCUAAUUUAUUCCGCCAGGUGCAAACUGAAGUUCCUGGGUCUCCCAUUUUUGUAAUGAGACUGGCAAAGCAAUCCCGGCACCUGGAAGUUCAAAUACUUUCUGAUCAGUAUGGCAAUGCCAUCUCACUUUUUGGUCGUGACUGCUCCGUUCAACGACGUCACCAGAAGAUUAUUGAAGAGGCACCUGCGUCUAUUGCUACCACUUCCGUGUUUGAAAAGAUGGAGCAGUGUGCAGUGAAACUGGCCAAAAUGGUUGGUUAUGUAAGUGCUGGGACGGUGGAGUACCUGUACAGCCAAGAUGGUAGUUUUUACUUCCUGGAAUUAAACCCCCGUCUACAAGUUGAACAUCCCUGCACUGAGAUGGUGGCUGAUGUAAACCUUCCCGCUGCUCAGCUCCAGAUUGCAAUGGGAAUUCCACUUCACAGAAUCAAGGAUAUUCGUAUGCUUUAUGGAGUCCCUGCUUGGGGAGAUACACCAAUUGACUUUGACAACCCUCUUAAUGCUCCCAGUCCCAGAGGACAUGUUAUUGCUGCUCGUAUUACCAGUGAAAAUCCCGAUGAGGGAUUCAAACCUAGCUCGGGAACCGUGCAAGAACUUAAUUUCCGCAGCAACAAGAACGUGUGGGGUUACUUCAGUGUUGCUGCAGCAGGAGGACUCCAUGAAUUUGCUGACUCUCAGUUUGGACACUGCUUUUCUUGGGGAGAAAACAGAGAAGAAGCCAUCUCCAACAUGGUGGUAGCACUUAAGGAAUUAUCCAUUAGAGGGGAUUUUCGAACGACAGUGGAAUAUUUGAUAAAGCUCCUGGAGACGGAGAGUUUUCAGCAAAAUCGCAUUGACACAGGAUGGCUGGAUAGGUUGAUCUCAGAGAAAGUUCAGGCUGAGCGUCCGGACACCAUGCUCGGAGUGGUCUGUGGAGCACUGCAUGUGGCAGAUGUGAGCCUUCGAAACAGUGUGUCCAAUUUCUUGCAUUCUUUGGAGAGAGGUCAAGUAUUGCCAGCCCACACCCUUCUCAACACCGUAGAUGUGGAACUUAUCUAUGAUGGGAAGAAAUACGUGCUCAAGGUAACACGACAAUCUCCAAAUUCUUACGUGGUCAUAAUGAAUAACUCCUGUGUCGAAGUGGAUGUACACAGACUGAGUGACGGUGGCCUUCUUUUGUCCUAUGAUGGUAGCAGCUACACCACUUACAUCAAAGAGGAAGUAGACAGAUACCGUAUCACAAUUGGAAACAAAACGUGUGUUUUUGAAAAAGAAAACGACCCCUCCAUUCUACGUUCACCAUCUGCGGGCAAAUUAAUCCAAUACGUGGUAGAAGAUGGAGGGCAUGUUUUUGCAGGCCAGUGCUAUGCUGAAAUUGAGGUCAUGAAGAUGGUGAUGACGCUGACGGCGAUGGAAUCUGGGUGCAUUCAUUAUGUGAAGCGACCAGGAGCAGUUCUUGAGCCUGGUGGUGUCAUAGCUAAACUACAGCUAGACGAUCCUAGCCGUGUACAACAGGCUGAGCUCCAUACAGGGCCAUUGCCGGUGAUACACAGCACUGCCCUGCGAGGAGAAAAGCUCCACCGCGUCUUCCACUAUGUUCUAGAUAACCUGGUCAAUGUGAUGAAUGGAUACUGUCUCCCAGAACCCUACUUCAGUAACAAGCUGAAAGACUAUGUGGAGAGACUGAUGAAGACCCUUAGAGAUCCAUCUCUUCCUUUACUAGAACUUCAGGAUAUUAUGACCAGCGUUUCGGGGCGUAUUCCACCAAACGUGGAAAAGUCAAUCAAGAAAGAGAUGGCUCAAUAUGCCAGCAACAUUACUUCCGUGUUAUGCCAGUUUCCAAGUCAACAGAUUGCAAAUAUAUUGGAUAGUCAUGCAGCUACAUUGAAUCGUAAAUCUGAACGAGAGGUUUUUUUCAUGAACACACAGAGCAUUGUACAAUUGGUUCAGAGAUAUCGUAGUGGCAUUAGAGGACACAUGAAAGCUGUGGUUAUGGAUUUGCUUCGUCAGUAUUUGAAGGUUGAAACACAAUUCCAACAUGGCCAUUAUGACAAGUGUGUCUUUGCUCUGCGAGAAGAGAAUAAAAGUGACCUGACCAUGGUUCUGAAUUACAUCUUCUCCCACGCUCAGGUCACCAAGAAGAACCUCUUAAUAACUAUGCUGAUUGAUCAGCUGUGUGGCCGGGACCCCACAUUAACCGAUGAGCUACUAAACAUCCUGACGGAGCUUACACAACUGAGUAAAACCACUAACGCCAAAGUUGCACUGCGUGCCCGUCAGGUCUUAAUAGCGUCACAUUUGCCUUCUUAUGAGCUCCGGCAUAACCAAGUGGAGUCCAUUUUCUUGUCUGCCAUCGACAUGUAUGGACACCAGUUCUGCAUCGAAAAUCUCCAGAAACUUAUACUGUCUGAGACCUCCAUCUUUGAUGUCCUACCCAACUUCUUCUACCACAGUAAUCAAGUGGUCAGGAUGGCUGCUUUGGAGGUGUAUGUUCGGAGGGCAUACAUCGCUUAUGAAUUAAAUAGCGUGCAGCACCGCCAACUAAAGGAUAACACUUGUGUUGUUGAAUUCCAGUUCAUGCUGCCAACCUCCCAUCCAAACAGAGGGAACAUCCCCACACUUAACAGAAUGUCAUUCUCUUCUAAUCUUAAUCACUAUGGGAUGGUUCAUGUUGCCAGUGUCAGUGAUGUCCUGCUGGAUACUUCUUUCACUCCUCCUUGUCAACGAAUGGGUGGUAUGGUGGCCUUCCGGACGUUUGAGGACUUUGUCAGACUAUUUGAUGAUAUAAUGAGUUGCUUCUCAGAUUCUCCUCCUCAAAGUCCUAUUUUUCCAGAGGCCGGCCAUCCUUCACUCUAUGACGAAGAUGAUAAUAAGAAUGCAAGGGAUGAACCUAUCCAUAUCCUAAAUGUUGCCAUCAAAACCGAUUGUGACAUUGAUGAUGAUGGAUUGGCUGCCAUGUUCCGGGAGUUCACACAGAGGAAGAAAACUGUUUUGAUGGAUCAUGGAAUUCGUCGCCUGACGUUUCUGGUAGCUCAAAAGGAUUUCAGAAAGCAGGUCAACUGUGAGGUGGACCAAAGAUUUCAUAGGGAAUUCCCCAAAUUUUUCACUUUCCGAGCAAGAAACAAGUUUGAGGAAGACAGGAUUUAUCGACACUUGGAGCCAGCUCUUGCCUUCCAGUUAGAGCUAAACCGUAUGCGCAAUUUCGAUUUGACGGCCAUCCCUUGUGCCAACCACAAAAUGCACCUCUAUUUAGGAGCAGCAAAAGUGGAAGCGGGCACAGAAGUAACUGAUUACAGAUUCUUUGUCCGGGCUAUUAUUCGACACUCUGACUUGGUUACCAAGGAAGCAUCAUUUGAGUAUUUGCAGAAUGAGGGAGAGCGUCUGCUCCUGGAAGCCAUGGAUGAGCUGGAGGUAGCCUUUAAUAACACAAAUGUGCGCACUGACUGCAACCACAUUUUUCUCAACUUUGUACCUACUGUCAUUAUGGAUCCUUCAAAGAUUGAAGAGUCUGUUCGAAGUAUGGUAAUGCGUUAUGGAAGCCGUCUGUGGAAAUUGCGUGUCCUACAAGCUGAGUUAAAGAUAAAUAUCCGCUUGACACCAACGGGGAAACAAAUUCCAAUACGCUUGUUUUUGACCAAUGAAUCUGGCUAUUAUUUGGACAUCAGCCUGUACAAAGAAGUAACGGAUUCCAGAACUGGACAAAUCAUGUUUCAAGCGUAUGGCGACAAACAGGGACCACUUCAUGGGAUGCUCAUUAACACUCCCUAUGUAACAAAAGAUCUCUUGCAAUCUAAGCGAUUCCAGGCUCAGUCCUUGGGUACAACUUAUGUCUAUGAUAUUCCAGAAAUGUUCCGCCAGGCUCUCAUCAAACUAUGGGAAUCGAUGGAUGGUUAUGUCUACCUCCAAAAGAGUCCAUUGCCUUCAGAGGUUCUCACAUAUACUGAGCUGGUUUUGGAUGAUCAGGGUCAACUUGUGCAUUUGAACAGACUUCCAGGAGGAAAUGAGAUCGGCAUGGUCGCUUGGAAAAUGACUCUUAGAAGCCCAGAAUACCCCGAUGGCCGUGACAUCAUUGUUAUAAGCAACGACAUCACGUACAGAAUUGGUUCCUUCGGUCCUCAAGAGGAUCUACUGUAUUUAAGAGCCUCAGAGCUUUCUCGGGCUCAGAAGAUACCACGUAUCUAUGUUGCUGCAAAUAGUGGUGCUAGGAUUGGUUUGGCAGAAGAGAUUCGCCAUAUGUUUCAUGUUGCAUGGGAGGAUCGUGCUGAUCCUUAUAAAGGAUAUAAAUACCUUUAUCUGACACCACAAGAUUACAAAAAAGUCAGCGCUUUGAACUCGGUGCACUGUGAGCAUGUGGAGGAUGAAGGAGAAUCCAGAUACAAGAUAACUGACAUCAUCGGAAAGGAAGAGGGGCUUGGCGUGGAGAAUCUUCGAGGAUCUGGUAUGAUUGCUGGAGAGUCAUCAUUAGCCUAUGAAGACGUCAUUACGAUCAAUCUGGUGACUUGCAGGGCUAUUGGAAUAGGAGCCUAUGUGGUCCGACUGGGUCAAAGAACAAUUCAAGUUGAGAAUUCACAUAUUAUCUUGACAGGAGCAGGCGCCCUGAACAAAGUUCUUGGCCGUGAGGUUUAUACAUCGAAUAACCAGCUGGGUGGCAUCCAGAUAAUGCACAAUAAUGGAGUCACACACAGCACAGUGUAUGAUGAUUUUGAAGGGGUGUUCACCGUUUUGCAGUGGCUGUCCUAUAUGCCAAAGUGUAAAUCCAGCCCUGUCCCAAUUCUUACCCCAAAAGAUUCUAUCGACAGGCAGAUUGACUUUGUCCCCACCAAGACACCGUAUGAUCCUCGAUGGAUGCUGGCAGGACGUCCUCACCCAACUGUGAAAGGACAAUGGUUGAGUGGCUUCUUCGACUUCGGAUCUUUCUCUGAGAUAAUGCAGCCCUGGGCACAAACAGUUGUGGUUGGAAGAGCUAGGUUAGGAGGCAUACCUGUAGGAGUAGUUGCCGUGGAAACAAGGACCGUAGAGUUGAGUAUACCUGCUGAUCCUGCAAACCUGGACUCUGAAGCUAAGAUUAUCCAACAAGCGGGUCAGGUGUGGUUUCCAGACUCGGCAUUUAAGACCGCACAGGCAAUCAAAGACUUCAACAGGGAAGGCCUACCACUUAUGGUCUUUGCGAACUGGAGAGGCUUUUCAGGCGGAAUGAAAGAUAUGUAUGAUCAAGUGCUUAAGUUUGGUGCCUACAUCGUUGAUGGUCUACGGGAAUACCUCCAACCGGUACUAGUGUAUAUUCCACCUCAAGCUGAACUUAGAGGAGGUUCCUGGGUAGUAAUUGAUCCUACUAUCAAUCCAAGACACAUGGAGAUGUAUGCUGACAAGGAGAGCAGGGGAGGCGUCUUAGAGGCAGAAGGAACCGUUGAAAUAAAGUUCAGAAGGAAGGACCUUGUGAAGACCAUGCGACGCGUGGAUCCCGUUUACAUUCACCUGGCUGAGAGAUUGGGGACACCAGAGCUUAGUUCUGCUGACCGUAAGGAGCUCGAGACCAAGUUGAAGGAAAGAGAAGAGUUUCUGAUUCCCAUCUACCAUCAAGUGGCUGUUCAGUUUGCAGACUUGCACGACACCCCAGGCAGAAUGCAGGAAAAGGGCGUUAUUACUGAUAUUCUAGAGUGGAAGACAUCAAGAACAUUUUUCUAUUGGAGGCUAAGGAGGCUGUUAUUGGAAGAUGUAGUAAAACAGAAGAUCCACAAUGCCAAUCCAGAGCUAACCGAUGGGCAAAUACAGGCUAUGCUUAGACGUUGGUUUGUUGAAGUGGAAGGAACAGUCAAGGCUUACUUGUGGGAUGACAAUAAAGAUGUUGUUGAAUGGCUGGAGAAGCAGCUGACCGAAGAGGAGGGUUCCCGCUCGGUGCUGGAUGAAAAUAUAAAGUACAUCUCCAGGGAUUAUAUACUAAAGCAAAUUCGCAGCUUGGUGCAAGAAAACCCUGAAGUUGCUAUGGAUUCUAUCGUGCACAUGACACAACAUAUUUCACCAACCCAGAGAGCUGAAAUUGUGCGCAUUCUCUCAACCAUGGAUUCCCCGACUUCAGCAUAGAGUUAUCAGAAACCUCAAACCGACCUUUAUUUCCACGCAACUGCUGCAUCCCAAGCGUAACACAAAACAUACAAUAAUUGUCAGAUGCAAUGCAGGAAAAUGUUUAGGGUGUCAGUUAACAUGUAGAAAACAUAUUUAUAAACGUACUGAUUUAAUUUAUAAAACUGUAUUGUAGUAAUAGACCUAACAUGUCAAAAUAACAAAGCACUUCGAAGUAAUAUUUUAGUCACACUUGCAUUUGUGUCUAAGAUAUUUGCUACUAAGUUCUUUAUGUUUACUUUUAGUGUAUGUGUGUGUUUGUUUUUUUGUGUUUUCUUUUAAUCUAAUGCUAUGUUUUGCUAAGCAGUGUUAUCAUUUGGGUUUUUGACUGGAAAAGCAAGAAACUGCACCAUGAUAAUACCUGUUGGAUGUUUUAUUGUAGUAGAAACUGUAAUCUGAGGAUGCAUUGUCCAAUGAAGUCUGCUUUGCUACCA
Messenger RNA from Spea bombifrons (plains spadefoot toad), 7733 nucleotides. RefSeq names its product acetyl-CoA carboxylase alpha (gene ACACA). The record is from RefSeq and is a predicted model, not a curated record. The coding region runs from base 211 to 7260 and encodes 2349 amino acids. Gene Ontology annotation, molecular function: metal ion binding; acetyl-CoA carboxylase activity; ATP binding. The transcript is spliced from 55 exons. Gene Ontology annotation, biological process: fatty acid biosynthetic process. Lineage: Eukaryota; Metazoa; Chordata; Amphibia; Anura; Pelobatidae.